CUUUCCUCAGCCUGGCAUUCCUUUGAAGUCAUUGCUGGAGUGCACCGUUUGGUUGGGCAGAUACCAAGCAAAUUAAACCACCAACUUCCCGACAUUGCUGCUUGUUUCUUCGUCCAGUUCACGUCUCGUUGCAUAGUCCUUUCACAUUUUCUCCGCAACACCCCCUGGCGAGGUCCCGGACCCGGUCAGUUGUGAUGGCUUCAAUAUACACGGAAAUACAGCUGGAGGGGAAUUCCGACAGCAUCCGCAUCCUCGAGCUUGCCCCUCUCGGCCCUUCGCUGUCGACCGGUGUUCUUCACGGUCGCCUGACCAGAGCUUACCUGCACCGAAGCCCCGAUUACACUGCUCUCUCGUAUGUUUGGGGUCCGCCGGAGUUUACGCACUCCAUCACUCUCAACGACUCGCACACGGUGCCCAUCACCGAGACACUAUUUGACGCGCUUAAAGAACUUGCUUCGGACAAAGCAAACGCUGGGGGGCUGUCAUUAUGGAUCGAUCAGGUCUGUAUCAACCAGACAGAUGACUCCGAAAAGGCUUCUCAGGUUCAGAUGAUGUCAAGGAUUUUCAGGCAGGCAAACCUCGUUAUAGGAUGGUUGGGUCCAGCCGACACUGAUAGUAACGAGGCCAUGGAUCUUUUCCGCUGUUUCUCUCUCAACACCUCAUCCCCCGAGAAGACAGAACUGGGCCAAGAUUUGCGUCACAGAUUGAAGUUGGAAUGGACGACGGAUCAAGAAGGCCGCUCUGUGAACCCUUUGGAACAGGAGAGAAACAGUGCCGGGCUUGCCUGUGUGGCGAUCCUUUACCGACCAUGGUUCAAGAGGCUCUGGAUCGUUCAGGAGCUGGUCUUAGCGCGAAAGCUCGAACUUCGCUGUGGCUCUGCAACAAUAUCUGACAGCCAGUUCUUCACAGCGCUGGAAUCAUCUGAAUGGAAAGGUCGGAAAAAAGUUGGAUCUUUCUCAAAGCCCCUAACCGAACGUAUAUCUUCCUUAAGGAGGCUAAGAGAUGACCUGCUCACCAGAAAUGAGCUGUUGUCAUUUGUCUCUCUUGCACACGACUUCCAGGCGUGGGACUGUGGCAAUAACCAUGAUCGACUCAAUGCUCUCUACGGCAUUUCAGCCUGGAAAAACGGCAAUAAUUCCUGGUUUCUACCAGAUUACAGCAUCUCGGCGAUGGAUCUCUACUACCGUUUUGCUGAAGGUUACCUGAAGCAUACUACUGGCGGUUUGGAUAUCCUUCGUUACGCAGGCCUCGGCUUUUUUUUGGCCAGCCACUUGCGUCAAUCGAACGGUGCCGAGUGGACUUGUCCUUCAUGGGUGCCUGACUGGAGAAUAAGAAACAGGGCAAAAACUUUGUCUUUCUUAGGACCUUUUGAUGCCACUAUCGACGAGGCAUUCUUCAGGGUGGAUGAGACCUCCAAGACACUUAAGGUACGGAGCCAUCGAAUGGACAGCAUCUCGAAUAUGCCUCAGACCAUAUUCUCCACUACCGAUAGGACAAUUAUGCAAGACAUCUUUGCAUUAUCACAGAGCUAUACCGGUAAAAAGAUGGAAGAUUUUGUAUCAGCAAUUACCACGGAGGGGCCAUUCAGCAGACCAGGUCAAGUGUCUAAACAGGAUCAAAUGGUCGAAGCUUUCAAAGCGUGGAAGGAAAGACAGGAAAGACUCGAAUACGUCUAUGCUGGGCAUGAUGAGUCCGAGAGCCUGGGUGUGCCGUACAUCCCUGAUGAUCUGGCCGACCAUUUCGCGGCUAUGGCUCUUGGUCUGUUCCGCAACAGAUCGUUUUUUGAAACUACUAACGGCAGGCUGGGCGUGGGACCUGCUCAUGUCAAGGAAGGAGACACUAUUCUUUUCAUAUAUGGACUACGGACACCGUUUGUCGUCCGGAAGUGUACCGCAGAUUUGUCUGACAGUUCCUAUAUUCUUAUGGGGGACUGUGUUGUGAGCAGGUACGAGACGUAUGAGCUAGGUCGGGCACGUUACUCCUCCUCCUCCUAUUUGCAUCGAGAGAUAACACUUGUGUAAGCUGUAGCGUGAAUAAUCGGCCUUUGAAGAGACAGUCUAACCAGCAAUUCGAGGAACCUCAGACCCACUGGGCAUGUGACGGAAUUAGUUAAGAGCAACUAGAGGUACCUAGAGGUAAAUAAAAAGUGCAAGUUGGAACGAAUCCAAGUCAUAGCAAAGUCUCCCGUUAUUCA
This is a messenger RNA of Neurospora tetraspora, 2194 nucleotides long. RefSeq names its product heterokaryon incompatibility protein-domain-containing protein. Lineage: Eukaryota; Fungi; Ascomycota; Sordariomycetes; Sordariales; Sordariaceae. The transcript has a single exon. The record is from RefSeq and is a predicted model, not a curated record. Bases 195 to 2021 code for a protein of 608 amino acids.